ACGGAACUCGUGCAAAAAUAAUACAAUCGUUCUCGAAAAAUUGUCACAACGUGCGGUGUAGCUAUGUCGAGCCGCUGAUAACGGUUCACGCUUGUAUCUGCGUGCGUACACCACACAUGUAACUAUUUUGGUUUCAGUGUUAUUGAACUUUCGACUGCUUCGAGUUCAGUGUCGAUUUUUAAGUUCUGUGCUAGCUGGUGAUCCGAUACCUGUGCCAAUGUGAUAAAACAGUCUGGAGCAGAGCAUGAAAAUGUCAAAAUUUUACUCUGAAAGCAUAGGUCACUCAUGUUGAUAACUUGUAAAUGUCAAUGCAACAGGUGUCAGUGUAAAUUUCUAUCAACAUGGCCAACUUUCGAGGAGGACAAGAUUCCUCCGAACCUUAUCAAGAACUGGAUGAAAUAAGAGGUGCAGAGUUAAAUAGUGCAAAUCACAGCUCGAUAGAGAGAAACAGUUUAUCGAGCAAUUUUGCUGUAGAUAGAUCAUUGGAGCUGACUUCAGUUUCAGUAGUUCCAGAUGACACAUUUACAGUUAGCCAAGCUAUUAAUAUGUUAGGUUUUGGAAAAUUUCAAGUUAAAUUAUCAUUAUUUACUGGUCUAUGUUGGAUGGCUGACAGUAUGGAAAUGACAAUUCUCAGUAUUCUUAGUCCAACGUUACAUUGCGAUUGGGGAAUAUCUAGGUAUCAACAAGCACUUACAACUACAGUAGUAUUUUUGGGAAUGAUGUUAAGUUCUUCAUUUUGGAAUAAUUUAAGUGAUCGCUAUGGUAGGAAGCAAUCAUUAACAUUGUGCGGUGCAUUGCUGUUCUAUUAUGGCUUUCUAAGUUCAUUUGCACCCAACUUUUUAUGGAUUCUUUUACUUCGUGGUCUGGUAGGCUUUGCCAUUGGUUGUGUACCACAAUCAGUUACCCUAUACGCUGAGUUUUUACCUGCAGAACAAAGAGCGAAAUGCGUAAUUUUAUUAGAUUGCUUUUGGGCUCUCGGAGCCUGCUUCGAGGUCGCGCUCGCUCUAGUUGUGAUGCCAAAUCUGGGCUGGAGGUGGCUUCUGGCUCUUUCAACGAUACCGCUAUUUUUGUUCUCCGUAAUAACGCCCUGGCUGCCGGAGUCGACGUCGCACGACAUGAUGAUGGGCCGAACCGACAAAGCGCUGAACACGCUCGAGCGAAUCGCCCGGGAGAACGGCAAACCGAUGCCGCUCGGGCGUCUGGUGAUCGAUCGGGUCUACCCGACCAAUCGAGGCAGACUCGUCGAUUUGCUCAACAAGGACAUGUACAAAACUUCGGUUCUGCUCUGGCUCGUAUGGAUGGCGAGCGCCUUCUGCUACUACGGCGUCGUGCUCAUGACCACGGAACUGUUCGACACGACGGCCGAGCAAUGCGACGAGACGGCCGAGGAGCGCAUACAGUCGCGCGCCUGCCUCAUCAAUUGCCAGCUGAGCCGGGGCGAUUACAUGGACCUGCUCUGGACGACGCUGGCCGAGUUCCCGGGCAUCUUCUCGACCAUCUACGUGAUCGAGAAAGUCGGCAGGAAGCGCACGAUGGCCUUCCAGCUGGUGAUGUUCGCCGCGGUCGUGUGCUUCCUCGGACGGGCCUGUCGGCUGUCGCGCCUCGUGCUCACCGUCAGUCUGUUCCUCGCCCGGGCCCUGAUCGCGGGCGUCUUUCAGGCCGCCUACGUGUACACGCCCGAGCUGUAUCCGGGCUAUCUGCGGGCGACCGGGGUGAGCGCCUGCUCGGCCAUGGCCCGGCUCGGGGCCAUGCUGACCCCCUACGUGGCCCAGAUACUCCUGAGAUGGUCCGUGUCCACGGCCAUGGUGACGUACGCCGUGGCCGCACUGUGCGCCGCCUUCGCCAUCAUAGCCUUGCCGGCCGAGAUAAGGAAGACGUGAGAGCCCCGAGAGACUGACUUCGUCCCUAUUAUUAAUGUUUUUGUGCAAUAGAUUACUUUUUCAAAAAUUUUUCAGUCAAAAUCGUUUCGUUAUAUCUUGCAUUGAAAGAUAUUUUAUUUCGAGAAGCCUCGUUCGUUAACAACAUUUUGAAAAACGAGAAAUGAGUA
Messenger RNA from Trichogramma pretiosum, 2047 nucleotides. Its product is annotated as synaptic vesicle 2-related protein. Gene Ontology annotation, biological process: transmembrane transport. The record is from RefSeq and is a predicted model, not a curated record. Gene Ontology annotation, molecular function: transmembrane transporter activity. NCBI's taxonomy places the organism in Eukaryota, Metazoa, Arthropoda, Insecta, Hymenoptera, Trichogrammatidae. The coding region runs from base 342 to 1880 and encodes 512 amino acids. The transcript is spliced from 7 exons.